UCUGACGGAUACGUUGUAUAGCAAAUAGGGAAUCGUGAUGUUUGUGUAAAUCAAGCUGAAAAUGUUUUGACAAUGUCUGGUUUAGCUGCAAUCAAAGCAUUCAGAAAUUUUGAGCAAUCUAAACUAAUCUUUGAAUUCCUGUAGCCUAGUCAUUAAAGCCACUAGCCCAAGGCUAUGGGACACACACAGUUUCGCCUCCCAUGCAGGCAUUUUAUCCCUUCCUGUGAGGUGAAGAGGAAUACAACUCUUGUGGUGCCUUGGAAUAUAAUGUAGAAGGUGCAGUCGCACUUUUUAGCAACAUGUUGAAAGUGUUUAUAUAUAAUACCCCUUUCCUUUUAGUUCUGGAUAUGACAAUCAGAACCAUCUCAAAGCAGACAAAUGUGAAAGCUAUGGUAUGUAAAUUAAUAUUAAAUAAAUAAUAUUAAAUGAUAUUUUGUUAACAGUAAAAGGAAAAGUUAUUGGCAAACUCCUGGAAAUAAUUUCUCAUUCAUUAUUAUAAUACGUGCAAAAUGUAUCUGUUCAUAUUACAGACAGUAGGCAGCAUUGAAGACCCGGAAAAGAACCCUAAAGCUGUGGACAACUGGAUUGACUGUAUCAGGUGUGAUCAUAUAUGUUAAUACUAAUCUAUCCACAUACAUUGAUUACCAUGUGAAAACAAUAAAGGUCAAUCCUGCAUUUUGUAAUAAUUACCCAAGUGCCUAGGUACUUGAUAAUUAAUAGAAAUAUUGUUAUUAUUAUUAUUAUUAUUAUUAUUAUUUUAUUUUAUUUUUUUUUUAAUUGCAAGUAAAAAACAAAAAAAAAUUAUGCAGAAUAAAGAAAUGAAUAAAAAGAAAAAAAAAUUGCGAAUUUACACACUUACACGGCAAUACUUAAAUUACAAGUAUUAUAAAAUGUUAUUAUAAAUUGUAGCUUAAACUUGCAUGGUUUAUAAAUUGUCUGACCUUUAUUUUAAUGAAAUAAUGUACUAAAUGUAAUUAUUACAAAGACAAAUAAUCAUCAGUGGUAGUUUUCACAGGUGACACAUAACCGUUGUAGUUUGUACACUGCAUAUUAAUUUUUGACUUGUUUGCAGAGAACUUCAUCAACAAAAACCUGCUCCUGCAGUUCAUUAUCAGAGGUGAGGAGUUCCUAACUAAAAGCAGAGAUUUUGUUUAAGAUUGGUUUUAUCAUUGCACUUCAUUUUACUUGACUUGAAUUAAGAAACACUGGGUUGAAAAGGUAUUUGGGAAAAUGAAACUGUGUGUGUUAUGUGGUGGUGAAUUAUUAACUUCUCUCAGCUUGGGUGAAGAGAAGGGACAACCAGAAAGACAUCUGCAUUUUUCACAAACUAGUCUCCAGGACUACCACUGGAUUUCUGCAUUUUAAAGGAGACUGUCUUUGUAAACUUGUCAGCUCAGAUACAUGUGUGUGUGCAGGAAUGAGUGUAUAGUAUUGAACAAGUGCAUGUUAACAGAGGAUUUCACGUCUAUGAGUAUCUACGAGUGGGCCUAAAGUUCUUGAAAAGUUCUUCAUCCUGUCUAAUAUCACCACUUUGCUUGUCUGCCUUGUAGCCUAAAAAACUCUUUCCGUUCACUUCAAAAAAUUCUUUGUGUGGUUCUGGAACCCUUUGUAGGUUAAAUGCUUUCUCUUAAAAAAGUAAUGGAAGAGUAUAUGCAAAUCAUUUUCAGCUAAUAAAUUCGGCGAGGUUGCUAAAUAAAGUAUACGCCCAUAAUAGGGCUUAGACUAUCCUCAGAGACCCAGGGGCAGCUAGUCAGGACGAUAGAAUGUUCAUGGUGAAAGUUUACCAUAACAAUAAACUUUCACCACAAACAUCCUAUCGUCCCAACUAGCUGCCCCUUGGUCUGCGAUGAUGAGCUUAGACAUGGUCUUUUCUUUCUUAUUUUAACAGAAACAUGCCAGAUAUUGAAUUUCUUAUGCAAGAGUGGCCAGAGGAAUUUGAAGAACUUUUGAAUAAGGUAUUUAGUAACUUUGUCCUUUAGUAAGAUUUCUUUACAAUCUGCUGGGGAAAAUGACUUUAUGUAAGGGUUAUCGGCCUGAAGCGAGGGGUCAUGUGAUUUAUUCCCCUCGUGCGUUGCCCGAGAGGAAUAAAUCACAUAACCCCUCACUUCAGGCCGAUAACCGUUACAUGCUGGCACUGGUGGCAUUCACAAGUUUCUUAGCUUUUUAAUUAUGUUAGUUUUUCAAAGUCGCAUGUCAAAUUAGUUGUUCGCAGUGAAUGCUAGAAACAGCCUAAAGAGCCUAGCAGUGUCGAGCGAUUCAGAGCCAGAAGUAGAGCCCUUUAUUACUCAAACUAAAGCAGCUUCAGUGGCGGUACUGCAAGAGCUUUCGGAAAACAAUUUGAAUCUUCAGUUUGCGGCUGCAGAAAACGAACAAGCAGUUGACAAUUUCAUUUUCGCACCGAGGAUCUUUCGACCGACCUGCAUGUUUACAUAAAAGAAGAUUCCGGGCGAGGGAUCACUACUGUAACUCACAAGGAAAUUCAGUUGAGGAAUGAAGCAAGAAUACCACAAAACACGAAGAGGUCAACUACAUGUCUUCAUAGAGUACACUAGUUUGGGAUGACUGGUUAAAGAACGGAACACCUUACCAUGACAGCGACACUUUCAUGGAACCGUAGAAAAGACGCUCUUCAAUUUCGAACUGUCGUUCUGGCUGUGAAAAUCGAUGAACCAACAACUAAGAAAAUCCGUGAAUGUGGCGCAAAAGAAACGCGGCUAAGUUUAAUUUUAGUAAUUAUAGCGUCGUGUUUAAUAUUUCCAAUAAACAUUUGUGAUUUUUUUCUUUACGAAAAGCUAAUUAAAAUGCGAGGGGAUUAUGUAUUAAUAUCAUAAUAUGCAAGGGGGAUAAGUGACUUAUCCCCCUUGCAUAUUAAUACAUAAUCCCCUUGCAUUUUAAUUAGCUUUUCAUUAGCCCCGCUCUUUCCUUCAAACAAUCAAUGCCGCACCUAGCUUUUCAGACAGUUGAUUCGGGGGUUAUGUAAUAUAUUCCCCCCGAAAAGAACAAAGGAAUCCGAGCUUAUGUAAGAAUAAGCAGAAGAAACAUGCAUGAUGCAAAUCCCAUCCAGGGUUAAAAGCUAAACUGAAGUUCUUUUUAGGUUGGGCUUCCAACAGCUGAUCUGGAUGUUGAUUUAAAACAAUAUGUUGACUUGGUCUGUGGUAAGUUGUAAUCAUUCAUUCAAGUAAUACUAGGGAUUGGGGUGCCUUAGUGUACAAUCGGUGACAAAAUUGUUGACUGAAACAUUGUACUCAAAUAGGGUAACUUCAGAGAAGAAAAGAGUCUACAUCCCUCCCGUGUUCCCUCCAUUCAAAGUUGGGGUGUUUGUCGUUUUCUAAAGGUAGCUCGAACAGUGGCACAACAUUGUAUGGAGGGGAUGGGGGAGGAAAAGCUAUAUCUCCUGUUUCUGAAGUCAGUAAAAUGUCAAAAAGCCCCUUAAGGGCGAAGUGUCUCAACUCAUUUUAUCACUGAUUGCAGCUAUUACACAUUAGGAUACAAAGCUACUUGUAUCAGUUAUCCAGACCAGGGCUAGUGGGCAAGGGGUGCAUUACCCUAUGUAAUGGCCAGUGCUAAAGGGUAUGGGUUUUUUUUUUACCCAUGGAGGUAUCACUUUAGGUUGUUCAUGAAAAGAAAUUCUUAAAAGUAACAAAUGACAUUAUAAUAAUGUUAUUGUUGGAAUAUGGUCUCCUCUAUAGUUUACAAUAAAUAAAAUCUUACCUACACCCACAUUGGUGACCCUCUAAUAUGGUUUAACUCUAAUAUCAUUUUUGGACGACCAUUUCCGUCGUUUUCAUACAAGACUUCCCCCAAAUCUGAAAUGAAGUAUAGAUUUUAACCAUUUUAAACUGAAAUAGGGCAAGUCUUAAAGUGCUCUCUGGAACCAGGGUCUUUAACUCAGUAUGUAUUGAAAACAGCAGUUUAGGUCGAAAUUAGGGUAAGGGGAAACCAGAAACGUUUUUCUGAAAUAGGGCAAGGGUUUCAAUGAGUAUUCCCACCUCAAGGAUUGCAUAGGUAGUUAAAAACACGUGUAGCACGUGUUGGUGCAGGUGUUUUUGUGAUGUGAAAAACUUGAAUCAACUGUCCAAGUGAAUAAUAAAACAUUAAGCCACCAUUAUUAAAUAGACGUAUAAAUUAGGAAUACAAUGUCAUUCAUUUUAAGAAACAUCAAGACUAAGAUCUCGUAUCAAUUACUUCAGAUAAGAAGCCAGUAGACAAAGGUUAAUGUUCAACUGAACUGGUUCUCAUUUAAAUCCUUUUUGACAGGUAUUCUCGGCAUUCCUGUACAUAACAACAGAAUCCAUGCCCUUCAUGUGCUGUUCACACUAUUCUCAGAAUUCAAGAACUCACAGGUAUAAAAGCAAUCCGUAAACUCCUAUUAAUUAUAUAAUUAAUUAAAUUUUACACUGUUCAAGAUUUCAGUGCCAGUCAAGCCUUACUUUUCUAUGACUUCAGAUUCAAAUUUAUUUUGUUUGCACCUUUUUUUCCCUACACCAGCAUUUUAAACAACUUGCCAAAGACAACCAACUGUUAAGUGACCUGCGACUGGAUAGUGGUAGUGGCAAUCCUUAUACUGGGGGUGUGGCAGCUACUACAGAGCACAUGACACUUAGUGGUGAAGAGGCACAGACUAUGAGCUUUGAUGACUAA
Porites lobata is the source of this 4641-nucleotide messenger RNA. NCBI's taxonomy places the organism in Eukaryota, Metazoa, Cnidaria, Anthozoa, Scleractinia, Poritidae. The record is from the annotation of a GenBank genome assembly.